GAGAAAUAGGGGGGCGUGUGAUCGUAGAGGGGUCGUAAGGGCGAAAGAAGGGGUAGCGAGAGGAACAGACACGGAAAUACGGAGGCACCGUGUCGCUAGCCUCUGCGGCAAAUCUGCAGGUUUCGCGUUACGUGUGCGUGAGUUCGUGAGGAUUUUCGCGAUCCUGAGACCAGUGCGAAGGGAGAGACCGAGAUUUCGCGCGGGGCAGUGGAAAAACUGGAACGCGUUCGUCUUUGUGAUCUCGCAGAAGGCUUGCCCCGCGGAGGAUGAAAAUGUUCGAUGGACGCAGCAUCCGUCGUCUCGUGUUCUCGCCUAGGAGACCGGCCAGGGAAGGAUAGCGGACCAACGAGGAGGAGUUCGCGAGCCAGCAGCGGUGUUAUCGUCUCGCGCGAGCAGAUUGAUUGAUCGCUCCGACGAGAGGAUAAUAGAAAAGUGGUCGUCGAUGCCAGUCGACGACCCCGCUCGCCAGGUGGGGGGUGUCCUCUCGUGAGAACGAGCGAACACACGUUCACGGUACGCGUGGAGAGGAAGCUGAUAAGUGCGACCGAGCCUCGUACGUCGGUCCGUUUCCACUGGUUUCUCCACGGGCUUCGUUCCUACAUUUGUGCGGUGUUCAAUCAAUCAACCGUGCACGGAAUCGUCUGAUCCCACCUACACACACCGAUUGCUCGUCGGUGUCGUUCGGUUUGCUCGCGAGUACGCUCGCCUCGAUAAGCUCGGCGAUAAACAAAAGGACGAGAGGACCGGAUCGAAGGACAUACGCGAGACCGCGAAGAGGUGAAGAGUGCGAUACAGUGUGGUAUCUCGCGUUUAAUAUUUCAACGAGUCAGUGGUGCGAGUCAGCGAUUGGUCAGACCGGGCCGGGCCGUGAGAGGAACCCACCGGAUUUUUCGUCGCGUCUGCAGAUUCUAGCUGCAAGUACGUACGUGCAGUGUGUAAGCGAAUUUGCCGCGGUCGAUGCACUCGAAGAGAGCUCGUUCGGGGGAGAACUCGAGUCGACACGUACACGACACGUAGAGAGGACCAGUCGAUUCGAGUAAUCGAGCGUCGAAUCGAACCCGGAGCUGCCUGCCCGCCCUCGAUUGCUCAACGAAUCUGUCACCCUGACCGCGAAUCAGUUCUGUGGCGGCGCGGGUGGGAUUUGUGAUUGGUAAAAGUGGGCCACAUCAGCAGCGUGCGGAGCGACCAGCCACGGCGGCUUAAUCAGAAUGAAAUCUAAGAGGUCCCGGGCAACAAUGGCUUUGUGAUGCUCGAAGGAGGACCCCGGUCGGCGAAAUGAAAGCCCCUGAGAAACAAUGGAAGCGUCCACGCAGGCAUGACGGCCCCAUUCAGAUUCGCAGACGGCAUGCUUAGUGCCGGCCGAACCAGACGCUCAAAUCUGUAAUCAACGAGUGGAGGAUCGACAGGGACAAUGCUAGGGGUAAGGCACCAUCCCCUGCAAGGGCGAAUCUUCUUGGCCAUAUUCUUCCUGCUCGGCUCGUUCGCGUUACUCUCGAAGGCAGCCGCGUUCCCAGAUUGGACCGACUGUCCAGCCGUAUGCCGCUGCAAGUGGACGUCCGGCAAGAAGUCGGCCCUAUGCCCGGACGCCGGCCUGACCUCGCUACCAGCUUCCCUGGACCCGGACAUGCAGGUGCUCGACCUGUCCGGUAACAAGAUCCCCGCGCUCCAAUCGGAGGUUUUCAAGCGUUCCGGGCUGCUGAAUCUCCAGAGAGUCUUCCUGAGGAACGCGGGCAUCCAUCAGAUCCACGCGGACUCGUUCAAGGACAUGAGGAUCCUCGUGGAGAUCGAUCUGUCCGACAACCACGUGUCGUCGCUCGAGCCGGGAACGUUUCAAGGCAACGAGAGACUGAGGAUUCUGAUCUUAAGCGGAAAUCCGUUGGGGAAUUUGAAGAGCCACCAGUUUCCUAUGCUUCAGCAUUUGAGAAACUUGGAAUUGCAGAGGUGUUCAUUAACACAGAUAAACGGCGAGGCGUUCAUCCACCUGACAGGAUUAGAAUCUUUGAGGCUAGACCAGAAUCGACUUGAGUAUCUCGAAGUAUCUGUUAUAUCCAGUCUGCCGAGAUUGAAAACUUUGACUCUGGACGGAAAUCAGUGGAGCUGCGACUGCCGACUGCGAAAUUUCCGAAGCUGGCUAAUCCCGAACGGGCCUAGUAAACUGUAUUCCGUGCCUCAAUCUUGUUCGUCGCCGUUGAGGCUCGAAGGUCGCAAAUGGGAAGACGUGAAACCGACCGAGUUCGCUUGCGAACCCGAAGUGUUUGUACUGGCUAGCAGCAUCCAAGAGGAGACUAACGGAAAUUUAAGCCUAGCCUGUCUCGCUACCGGAGAUCCCGAACCCGAGGUCUGGUGGCAACUGAACGGUGGUCCUGUAAACGCGACUAAGCUGACCGACCAGAUUUACUCGGGCACGUACGUGGUCUACACGACGUCCGAAGUCAACUACAACGAACGAUCGUCUUCUAAAAUGAUCGACAGGUGGAACAACUUGACCGUUUACAACGCUAGUGACGGGGACGCAGGGGAGUAUUCCUGUUUCGCGAAGAACAUUGCUGGUCUCGCGAUGGACACAGUCAGCAUAACUAUUCCUCGGGUGUACACGGCACCCACGCUCUCCCAGAGCGACAACUGGCUGCUCUGGGUGAGCCUGGCAGGAGGUGGAGCGGCCGCGUUGUGUGCUUCCAUUUCGGCGGUUCUGUUGGUCUUGUGCGUGUGCGGUGGGUCUCGUCGACAAAGCGCUCGUGAGAAGGUCAAGCUCCAGGGCAGCACCAGCUUCGGUGAUCAAGAGAAGAAGCUGCUGGACCUGUCCGUGACUACGACGACUCCUGGUAAUAGCAAUGAUCGAGGCAGCGGUCACGGGAGUUUAGUGGAAGCCUGCAGCACAGGUGAUCUCGAGUUAGCGGAGAGAAGCUCUUUGUGCGAUCCCAUGGGAGCGGCCACCGUCACCGUGGAGAGGCUUCGUCCGGAGGUCAGUGCCGGAUCCGUGAGUGUCAUGAGGUCGGUCCCGUGCACCGCCGUGUUUCCACCACCGCCUCCGGAGUUCACGAGCGGCGUUCUCCCGGCCGGUGUCUUCGGGAACAUCUUCAUCUCCGUGUCAGUGCCGCAAGACUCCUCGGAACGUUGUUACCCGGACCUCCUGGAUCUUCCAGUUCACGGCUCUUCGGUGAGCAAAGCUACUGGAGUGCUUCCAUCGGCUAGCAGCGUGUCCAGUUUCGCCACGCUUCCUCGACGGGCGUUGCGAUCUAGCGACCUGUGCUCGCCUUAUGACAAUAUGGGGCCGCGCGUCACGGCCAACGGGAGUUCCGCGUUCUCGCUGACGGACGUCGAUCUGCGGUUAUCGCCGCCACCGCCCCCGCGGAUCAUCCAACCCCCGCACGAGUUCGUUUCCCUGUGAGACGCGUCCCGGCCUUUGGGAGACUAGGCUCGCAUCUUCGAAACUCGUUCGUCGCUUUACCCGGUGUUCAAACUCUCGGCUUUCCUUUUUUAAAUAAGUUUCGCAAUGGAACGAGGCCGACGUAUAAUUUAUCGAACGCUCUGUUAAAUCAUUCAGAGUCUUGUCCUCUCGUUGUGUUCGGUUGUCGCAUUUUACACUGGUGAGACUUGGGUUUGCCACAUGGCGAGUGCAUACGAACGACGGAAUUGUUAACGGAGAAAUGUGUUCUGUAUUUAAAUUAGCCUGUGAUACUCGUGUCACUUGGAUUUCUUUGUUUUACCGACGAUGAGAUUCGAUAACAGUCCCGCUGCCAAACGUUAGCCGACGAAUAAUUAGAAGAGACUGUGUUUUGUACUUCCUCCGCUACUAUACUGUAUGUAUUAUAAUACACUGUAAUUGUUAUAUCGUUACGCGAACGGCUCACACUUUUUAAAUCAUCCACAUUCCUCGAGCGUAAGUGAAAGGAGAAUUGUAUGCAUACAGGGACCUAGAAAGUUUGUAUCUCGUGCGUAUAUUACAUGACGUCCGGCAGAUGUUAUAUCGAAAGUAGCAUAACAGAAAUAUAUUUGAUCGAAUUCAAUUCAACUUAUGUCUGUCCAACCUAAUCGAUUACGUAAGAGUCUCGAAACUGCACGUUCUCUUACGGGCCACGUUCGCCGUUUAUGUAAAUAGCUAGAAUUUGUAAGACUCGUCACCUUUUUAUAACUGCUAAUCAUAAUUUUAAGCGAUAUUUUUCGACGUCGAUCGUUUAUAGAAAAUCUAUUCUACUCAAGGUGUACAAUAUGUUGAAACGUUCGUUUGAUUAUAGUACUUCCAAUAGAGAAACUGCAGUUAUUUCAUUUCCAUCCAGCUUCCCAUUCGAUCCUCAACUCUAAAUUCACCUUUCGACCGACCGAUUCGAUGACUCGUAGAGAUCGUAGUCGAGAGGAGUGCAGUUUCGAAGCUAAGUCCCUCGUGUCUGUUCGCUUGUCUGCCUGGCUUGCUCGGUCGAUCGACCAACGAACGGUAGCUAGACUGUAACAUUUUUACGAUCCGGCUAGUUUCCCGCUGCGAUCACUCGCAAACGAAGAGGAGAGAAGCGUGUACAACGAGGAGAAUGCGUGUGCGAUUUUUUAGUACCUAAAUCUCUUCUAGUUGCCAAUACCCGCGGAUCCGGGCGAUUUGUAAAUAUAAGGAAGAGGCGCCGAUCCUCUUUGAACAAGAAUAAACGUUAUCUCCCCUAAUCAUUCUCGAGGUGUAUCACUAGUUUGUUACGUACUCUACGUGUGUACAUAUUUGUUAUCGCAGUACACGUAUUUAAUAUAGCGUGGCCGGCGCGAGCCGCGUCGCUGCCCAUUAUGAACACUUUGUCAAUUAAUAAAACGAUUGAAUUUUACACAUCA
Molecule: messenger RNA, 4809 nt
Organism: Ceratina calcarata
Lineage: Eukaryota; Metazoa; Arthropoda; Insecta; Hymenoptera; Apidae
Product: leucine-rich repeat-containing protein 24
Exons: 3
Coding region: 1412-3388 (658 amino acids)
Molecular function (GO): protein binding
Source: RefSeq, a predicted model, not a curated record